AUGUUUCCUCCAUUAAAAUCGAAGCAAGUCUUAAACGCAGAUCUGGAUCUCUCAUCUCCAAAAACACAAAGAACAAGAAAGAGCUCACAGGAUAAUAAAAAGACAAUUAAGAGCAGACCAUUACCUAAAUAGUAAUCGGUCUAUUUAUAAGUCAAUGAGAGCUAGCUAUUCAGAGAUUGAAAGUAGACUAGACCAGGCCGGCCUACAAUGUGUUUCAAAGAAUAAUAUUUUAACUGCUAGACAAAGCGUUGAUGAUAUUUUAAAGGGAGCUAAAGAUAGCCGGAGACAACUCACAAACCUUAAAACAAUUAAACAAAUAAAUCCUUUGAAUGAAGAAAUCCAGAACGAGCUUUCACUUCAUAGAAAAGCAAAAUCGACAAUAUCCCCUUAUGACCGUAUUAAGUUUAGUUUAAAGAGGAAAUAACUACAUGCUUGUCAAAAAAGUACCUAAAAAGCUCAUGAAAUCGAGGAAAUAAGUUUACUGUAAAGCCAGCCAAGACUACUGAAGGUGAGCAUAAUGCUCUUGUGGAGGUCGGGUUCUCGAACAUUCCUGAACUUAAAAUCCAAAACCCUUAUUUAAAAAGGCAAGAAAGGAUUGCAUUUGAACAGACUUCAGGUGAGUUUGCAGGGAAAGAUCUCAACUUCUUCAAGGAUAUUCGACUCAAGGAGAAUGAUAUGAGUUUGAAAGAGCAAGAUUCUGUCGAACCUCAAUUUACUUCAACUUUUAAUGCUUCUAUUCCAUUCAAGGACACCUUUAUGGACUUGUCAGAAACUAGUCCUGCCAACCAGGGAAUCUCCACAAUAUAUAAUGAGACUUCUAGGCAGUCAAAGUUGUUGGAGUCUAAUGAAGAUGACAAAAAUAAUUCUAGCAACGCUAAUAAUAAACCAUUUCUAUUUAAUCCAGAAAAGGCAAAAAUUGCAUUGAACGACACUAAGGAUAGUCCAAAUCCUAAAAAGGUGAAAUUAAAAUUAAGCAAAAAGAUUCCAAGGAAGCCUAAAGAAACGAAAAAUAAAAUUACCAUAACUGCUCGGGAUAGAGGUAUUGUAUUUGCCAAAGGAAUUAAGAAGCCUAAAUCCAUGAGGGACAUGAUCCCGAAAAAAUAUUCAAACGGAAAAGUAAAAAUGAUGGACGCAGAUCUUAAUACAAUAAAGGAUGAAGGAGAGCUUGAAGAAGCUAGCUCUAUAAAAUCCAUUCCAAGAUGUGUCAUAGAUCCUAAUAAAAUGAGAUUAGUAGAGCAGACAAUCAGAAUGCUCAAUGAAGUUUAGUUCCAUACUCAAUUUUUA
Moneuplotes crassus is the source of this 1284-nucleotide messenger RNA. Lineage: Eukaryota; Ciliophora; Spirotrichea; Euplotida; Euplotidae. The record is from the annotation of a GenBank genome assembly.